UCCAAGAUGGCGGCCGAGGGUGAUUACCACAACACGAAAAGAUUAUAAACACAUCCCGCAUGUGUCAUCAAAGGGAGUAACCUAAAAUCGUAAAAGAGAAUGAUAAUAAUCACUAAACAAAUUGUAAUUUUGUAAAAUUAUUUCUGCGGAAAAUGUCCAGGCGCUUGGAUGAUAAGACGAAGAAGUUCUUAGACUCUGUACACUCAGAUCUUCGAGCCUUGUCGAAUGAGACGAAGAGAAAAUUUCACCCCGUUAAAGAGGCUGCUGAAGCUGGUAUCCAAAGAUUGAAAACCAUCUCAGCUAGAAAUCAGCGAAUUACAACUGCUAUAGCUGAGGAGAAUGAGAUUGUACAACCAUUUGUGCUUGGAUGUGCUACUAAAUCCCUCAGAGUUAUUCAGAUAUCACUGACAGCACUUCAAAGACUCAUUACAAAUGAAGCAAUUUCAGAGUCAUCAGCAAAUAAUUUAGUGAGUACACUAUGGCUUUUGAUGGAGAGUGGUUUGGAGGAACUUCGCAUCUUACAGACUGUUAUUUUACUUAUUACAACUUCAAAUAUUGUGUAUGGAGAUUCUUUGGGAAAGGCAAUGGCAAUGUGCUUCAGACUUUACUUUGUAAAAGACACAACAGUCAGUGCAACAGCAGCAGCAACAGUUCGUCAGAUGGUGUCUGUUUUGUUUGAUAGGGUCGUCACUGAAGAUACUAAACCAAUAGAAGAAGAGAAAACUGAAGAAACCUCCAGCAACAGACACAAAAACUGUCCUGUUAGCCUACGACCAUCUGCCAGGGAUGCUUAUUUACUCUUUCAAGACUUGUGUCAACUGACCAGUGGAGAGCAGCCUUACUGGUUAUAUGGAGUAUUAGAGAUGACAAGGACAUUUGGCUUAGAGCUUCUGGAAUCUGUUCUCAAAGGCUAUCCACAUAUAUUUUUAAAGCAUCCUGAAUUUAGUUUUCUUCUGAAAGAAAGAGUUUGUCCAUUGAUAAUCAAGCUUUUCUCACCGAGCAUCAAGUAUCGACAAAGUGGUUCACAAUCAUCUCCUGCUUCCAUUGAGAGGCCGGUUUAUCCUGUUGCAACAAGACUUCUUAGAAUAGUAUCUGUGCUCAUUGAACAGUUUUAUACUCUUUUGGUCACAGAGUGUGAGAUAUUUUUGUCUCUUUUGGUGAAAUUCCUGGAAGCUGAUAAACCWUUAUGGCAGCGUGCUUUAGCACUGGAGGUUCUUCACACUCUUACAGUGCAACCAGCAUUAUUACAGUCAUUCUGCCAGUUCUACGAUAUGCAAGAACACUCCACAAAGAUCUUCCACAGCAUCAUCAAUGCUUUAUCAAGUUUUAUCCAAUCCCGAUUCACCAGCCAAACAUCACAUGGCACAGGGCCAAGCUCGGGGUCUGGACCUAUUGGAACGACUAUACAAACAUCUUCCAGUGCCCCCACCCCCUCAGUCAUGGCAUUAAGUGCUAUGGGAGGGGUGACUCCACAGCCUGGGUUUUUGUAUCAAGGAGCGUGGGUCCCACUGACUGUCAUGCCAGUUUCUGGACAGGCUAAAUCAAUUUACCUUGAUCACCUUGACAAGCAAGAUACCCCAUCAAUCCCAGAAGGCUACACACUUUCCAUUGCCUUUGCCUGUGUACUUGAGAUUGUAAAGGGCCUUAAUACUCUAGUAGUYCAAGGGGAACCUCCUCCAACAGUUCAAGGRUGGAUAGARCCUGAGGACCAUGUUGAGAAAUCUAGUGAUACUGGUGUUGGUGCAACUAGYAUCGAUGCUAUUACUAAAGAUAAAUCAGCAGAUCAAGAAACUAGUGGUGGUAAUAUCGGCAAAGAAAUGGUUACUGCGUCGUGGUGUGGAAUAUUGGCAUGUUUAUCGAUACUACUUGAGGCGAGUAAUGAUGAAACAGCAACAGAAGCCAUUCUCAAAUCCUACCAAAUGUUUUCCAAUGUGUGCGGCAUUCUUCACCUUAAUACCCCAAGGGAUGCUUUCAUAACUUCAUUAUGCAAAGCUUCACUACCUCCUCAUUACACAUUGACUGUUGUCAACCCUCAUUCAGGAAAAGCACAGGUAUCCUACAUCAAGCACCCACCAGCAAGCCAUGGCUCUAUGUCAGAUUCAGUAGGUGCUGGGRGUGAUCAUGCGGUACUCUCUAGGUCCCUAGGAGGAGGGACUGUGCUUUCUGGUACUCCCCUUGGUGGGUCCCAUGGACCUGUAUCGUUAACGGCUAAGAAUGUACAGUGUAUGCGUGCAAUACUGAGUCUYGCYCACUGUCAUGGYGGUAUAUUGGGUACAGCAUGGCAUAUGGUUCUUAUAACACUACAGCACCUGACAUGGAUUCUUGGUUUGAAGCCCUCGACGGGUGGCACUCUCAAAGCAAUGCCAACCAGUGAAGGCCCUAAUUUGGUUAUCAGCCAGACAUUAAUGGCAGAGCUUCCUGUUCUUGCCGCUAUUUUAUCAAGACUAUUUGAAACCUCRCAGUACCUUGAUGAUGUAGCGCUGCAUCACUUGGUUGACGCAUUGUGUCAGCUGUCAACAACAUCGAUGGAGCAAGCRCAGAGUAACAAGGAGCCAUCACUGUUUGCCGUUGCUAAGUUACUAGAAACUGGUCUUAAUAACCUACAUCGAGCCAGAGUACUUUGGAAACCGCUUACCGCACAUUUACUUGAGGUUUGUCAACAUACACAUGCAAAGAUGAGGGAGUGGGGCGCAGAGGCUGUGACGUCACUUGUACGUUCUGCAUUGACGUACAAUCAUAAGCCACCGCUGACUGAAAACACUAGUUUACAGGCGAUGUUACUCUCUCCUUUGCAAGAAAUGUCYUCUAUUUCAUAUUCCGACAUUCGAUACAAGCAGCUAGAGUGYGUACUUCAGAUCCUCCAUUCGACUGGCCAAAACCUCGGACAUGGCUGGCCGUGUGUCCUGGGCGUAAUAGGAGCAGCAACAAACCAGCAAGGCGAGGGGCUGAUUCGCGUCGCUUUCCAAAGCCUUCAGCUGGUCGUGACGGACUUCCUUCCCCUGAUGCCAUGCGCGUACCUGAAAGUCGUCAUCGAUGUCGCCGGCAAGUUUGGUCUUCAGCCACUUGAGUUGAAUAUUAGCCUCACAGCCAUAGGAUUGCUGUGGAACAUUGCAGAUUUCUUGUCUCAAAAUCAAGAAAAAAUACGAGAAAGCCUCGAGGGRUCGUCAAGCUUCGAGGGUCUCAAAUACGACCGGCCUGUACCGCCAAGCGACCGUCUGUGGAUGUGUCUUUACUCAAAAUUAGGAGAACUAUGUGUUGAUCCACGUCCUGCCGUCAGAAAGAGUGCUGGACAGACACUGUUUUCRACUAUUAGUGUACAUGGUUCACUUUUACAGAAAGUCACGUGGUAUACUGUUUUAUGGCAGGUAUUAUUUCCAUUACUAGACCAAGUAAAGCGCAUGUCCACAACCGCUGCGAAUAUUCCGCCACCAAGUGAUAUCAACCAAUCAAAGAACAAAAUCCUUAUUCACCACUCACGUGACACUGCAGAAAAACAAUGGGCGGAAACGCGAGUGCUAACCCUGAAUGGAGUAGCACGGGUUUUCAACACUCGGCGCCAGACUCUCGCUGCUUUAGAUGAAUUUCCAAGAGCCUGGGCGCUACUACUGGARUUYAUAGAGUCAGCCGCGCUUAGCACGUCUUCUGAGGURACYUUGGCAGCUUUGAAGAGCUUCCAGGAAAUGGUGCACGAUUCAAGUGAAAAUAGUGAUAAUGAAAAAGAAGAAGUGGAUUUGCAAACGCUUUUAGAUCCUGCGCGAGCUGCUAAGAAUCAGGAUAAACUUAAAGUAAAGCCAAAGUUCUAUGAAGAAGCUGAGGACUUAAACUUGUGGAUGAAUGCAUGGAAAGUUUGGUGUGACAUUGGUUUGACAAGCUUGUGUAAUUCGAAUUUCACACAGACUCGCGUGGAUCCCGAGGGAAAGACUGUCACAACAAAGACAUAUCCCGCGCAACCAUAUAUAACGGCAUUAGUACAGAUAUUUCCUAAUCUCUUUAGACGGAUGUACAAUCGAUUUGGAUUAGCAGAUCUACAGAAAYUGUCUAAGAUACUUCAGGCGUCGGUACGCAUGCCUGUACCCGCUGACCAGUCACCUUUCUUAGUCCCUUCGUUUCAAGACACUGUACUAAYCCCUCUUCAACAUGCUAUUAUUGAUGUUGUACUUAUCUUAAGGGAGCCGCUUCCUAAUUCUAAAGGCUCUGUCCUGGACAUUGCAAGUCAACCGAUGUAUCCUACACUAUUUAUGUUAUUAGUGGACUUCAUUAAUUGUGCUUGUAACCCCCCAAAAGCGGAUGAAGAGCCUUCGAUAGGRCGGAAGAAACAAUGGGUGAUACUAGAGUUAACACCUUUUUCCGAGAAGUGCUUAAACAUUGCUGUUGACUUGUAUCGUGUUAGCGUUAACAACACUGCUGUUGUUCAAGAGAAAGUGCUGGAAAAGAUCAUCAAGGUAUUGCGCACCCCGAUGGGUAUGAAGUACGACUGCUCAUCGCAAACAACUUGGAAACUUGCUGUAAAUUCGCUUCUUACCAUAUUACGAAUUGGACUACCUGUGGCUCUAAAUAAUCCAGAAUCAUUUAGUUCUAUGUGGUAUGAGCUUGCGUCUUGUCUGGAAGAUUUUCUGUUUUCUGAAAAAACCCCUCCUGACACUCAGUCGCUAGAACAGCAUCAACAAGACGAAGAGAUGGACAUUAAGUUGCUUCGAAUGAUACAAGAGGAUAUUUUACCCCACUCGUCUACUCUCCCUAAAGACUUCAUGGUAAGAGUUAUGGCCCUGUUGAACCGAGGCUCCAUUCAUUCAGCUACUGACUCAACAUUCAGCGGAACUGAUGCCAGUAACUUCCCCAUACGAGAAGAGUUUGCAAAGUCAUGUUUUGAAACGUUACUACAAUUCUCGUUUGUCAACGGCUCGCCGAAACAAGACGUACCUGAAGGUAAAGUGUCCGAGUUAGCGCUGGAUUCUAUGCUUAGCCGUUGCCAAGAUGUCUUAGAAAAGUACGUAGAAGACGAAAGGCUUAGUGGAAAGUGCCCAUUGCCAAGAACGCGAAUGGCUGAGAUGUCAUUUGUAUUGAAAGCAGUUAGCACAUUAAUUGCGUCUUUAAAAAAGUUAACGCGGGAAAAUGCACGUGUUGUUGACCAGAAAAUUUGGAACCAAGUGGUGGAGCUCUACCCUCAUCUUGUUGAAUGCACAACUUGUAACUCGAACCAAGUACGACGAGCAUUAAAAGAAGCAUUAAAAGAAUACAGAGAUUUAUUGGUAGCACCAACAACAACAGCAAAUAUUUCAUCAGUCAAUGGCUUAUAGUUACUAUUGAAGAAUACAGUUAAUAUUUUACAAUUUCUCGGACAUAUUAGGACAUGAAAAACAAAUUGGAGAAAAGGAAAAAAGAUGAACAUCUCACUCUCACUUAAUGAACUCAAACAUUAAAAGAACACCAACAUUUAGAAAGUUAAAUUUCAAAUUGAUAAUUGUACAUACAACACUUUCAAUGUGUAGAUUGUAGAGUGGAUUGAAUAGUCCAGUUUUGAGGUCUUAUUUAUGCAGCCUUCUUGAUAGUGUGUCAUAUAUUCUUACAUUSAAACUUCUAUGUACAAAGAAGACUAUGAAUUUUUACACRCWAUYGAGCCCAAAGCUGUGAAAAAGUGAUCUCAAAACUAGAGUAUUUAGUACAAAAGCCUUUUUCUUCUAAUGUUUAUAUGUGCAUUAUAUUUUUGUCACKAAAGAGUUUCAUGGAUAUAAAAUGCAUUCUAGUAGAGAGAAAAAUAACAAAUCUCCACCAAAGGMAGAAAAAUUAUUAUUAAUUUGUUAAUGUGGGUUUGUAACCCUUUCAACGUAAUGUUGGGCUUCCUGUGCCUGGCAUAAUCCUGGCUGUGARGUAUGGGUAGAUAAAAUAAAAAUUAUAAUAAAUUUACUAAAAAUAUAAUCUGGUUCUAGAAAUGUUUUAAUAAUAAUUGCUAUGUAAACCAUUUUUUACAAACUGAAACAUCUGAAAAAGAGGAAAUUGUACAAUAAAGUAAAAUAAUUAUAUUACAACUGGAUACUGUGUUAUUCAAUCAUCCAAAAUAGUUGUGGUCCAACUGGAUGAGCUCUAAUUGUCCUUUAGUUCUUUCCACCAUAGGCUGUGCAGUUAUUUUUGUAAUACCAAGUUUCUCUAGUUCAAGUUUUUGUACUCCUGCAAAAAAAAAAAAAAAAAAAAGAAAAAAAAUA
Messenger RNA from Exaiptasia diaphana, 6200 nucleotides. Its product is annotated as protein MON2 homolog. The record is from RefSeq and is a predicted model, not a curated record. Bases 153 to 5297 code for a protein of 1714 amino acids. Lineage: Eukaryota; Metazoa; Cnidaria; Anthozoa; Actiniaria; Aiptasiidae. The transcript has 32 exons.